AUGCCCACUCCCUCAAAACAUGUCAAAUUUGUCGCUUCAGAUCCUUCGCGCGGCGGUCUCCCCGUGAAACGUAAACAGGUUCAACACGCAUGCGCUUCAUGUCGCAAGAAAAAGAGACGCUGCGUUCAUGCUGAAGAUGCGGUCGAUGAGACGUCGCCUCCGGUGGAAGAAGAUGAGACAUCCCGGUCAACAUCAAUACCGCUGCAAACACAACGAACUGCUCUUCCAGACUCAUCGCAUCAAUCUCUACCAUCGCUCCAAUAUGGAAAUGGAAGUCCAGCUCCAACACCAAGGCGCGAAUCAGGCAGCACGCCAAACCAAUCAUCCCGCUUCGUAGGCGAUCUUAACCCAGAGGGCAUGUUCAUGGAAGCUACAGGCUCAGCCUCCGUCCGCGAGACUUCGCAGAAAGGCGACGUGGGAAUAUGGCUUUCCUCAACGAAUAAUCCUGGACAAGCAAGUCAAUUUAUCACGUCGAGACCGCCGCCGAUAAUGGAUCAGUUUUUACUACCGUUUGUUAAGGAGCAUUGUUUGUCGUGUCUUCCGCCUGAAGCAGAUUAUCUCAAGUUGAGAGCGCUAUAUCUUGAGAAAAUUCAUCCCAUCAUGCCGAUUAUACCGGAGAAUGCGUUGGAGGGUGAUGAGCCGGCGAGUGUGGUGUUGAGACAGCUUGUUUGCCUCGGUGCAUCUACGGAUCCGAGCAUGGCGCGGUAUCUGCAUUUACAAAACAAAGGCGACCAUCUUCUUCCAUGUCAAGACUUCAUGCAAUCCCUCUCCUCCGCCGUCCGCGCAAUCCUCGAAACCAGCAUCAUUACCGACAGAGUUCUUCACAUCCGCGCCCUCAUCCUCCUAUCCCUCUACACCCAACCCAGCUCCUCCGAAGAAGCAGAUCUCCCCGCCCAACUCGGCGGCCGCGCCAUUCACCACAUCCAAACGUUGGGUCUUCACCUACUUAGAUACGACGCGCCGAAUUGCGAAGAGCUGGAAACGCUGUUUUGUGCGGUUUGGGCGGUUGAUAGGAUUAACGCGGCGGUGUAUGGGAGGCCGUGUCUCAUGCAUGAACGGGAUAUCGGCGCGAAUCUGGAUGGGUGUAUUAGGAAGAGACCGCCGUGCUUUAGGUUGUUCUUGAGCGUGGUGCAGUGGUUGGAUCAGGUUAUUGAGCUGUAUAGGCCGGGACCGAGUGCUGAGGCGAGUGGGUUGGAUAAGAUUGCGUAUAUUGAUCUUCCGGUUCUUGAGGCUAUGAUCGUCAAUGCUGAUGCGCUCAAAGUGCCGGGUUCACUAAUUGCAACGAUUGAAACAUUUUAUCACGCUGUUAUUAUUCUAUCCUGUCGUCUUCCGAGACCGGGUACACUUACAGCUGCGUCUACGCUCCCUCCACCAUCCGCCAACGCCCGUCGCUCCCUCGCAGCAGAGCGAAUCGCCUGUGCAGUUCUGCGCGAUCAUCUAAGUCCAAUGCCCUUCGUUCCCUACGCAGUAUGUCUCGCACUAAGCGUAGAGUACCGAAAGAUGCGCCACUCUCGCCUCCCCAUGUUUCGCUCCCGCGCAAUGCACGCAUUUCGUCGCAACUGCGAAAUGCUCAGAAAAUUCGGUGAUUACUUCUGGAGCGCUAACGUGGUGGCGGGGUUGGGGGAGAGGGUGCUGAAGGAGAUGGAACGUGCUGCUAAUACGCUUACACGGGACUCGCCACCUCCUGAAGGGACGCCGAGUUCUGUACCGCUGAUGAAUUCAGUGGCUGUGACGAAUCCGAGCAUGGUUAACGCUGUGCCGAGCGUGGAACAAGCCGUGGACUUUUCACUGAUCGAUGCGAUCUCUGGUGCGGAUGUCUUUGGGGCUAUUGAUCCGAGUUUUAACCUGGGGGCUGUCGAGGAUGCGCUUGAGGCGAAUUUGGAUAUUGGCCUGCCGAUGAAUUGGGUUGAUUGGGGGCAGUAUGCUACGUUGUCGUGA
Messenger RNA from Fusarium redolens, 1938 nucleotides. Its product is annotated as putative fungal-specific transcription factor. NCBI's taxonomy places the organism in Eukaryota, Fungi, Ascomycota, Sordariomycetes, Hypocreales, Nectriaceae. Gene Ontology annotation, biological process: DNA-templated transcription; regulation of DNA-templated transcription. Bases 1 to 1938 code for a protein of 645 amino acids. The record is from RefSeq and is a predicted model, not a curated record. Gene Ontology annotation, molecular function: DNA binding; zinc ion binding; DNA-binding transcription factor activity, RNA polymerase II-specific. The transcript is spliced from 4 exons.